AUGGAAAUUGUUUAGAAAAUUAACCUGAAAAUACUUAUUGUAAUGAAAAACGUAUCUGCAAUAAUUGCACUGAGAGCAAAUGUAAAUUUUGUUAUGAAAACAAAUCUGAUUGUAUUUCUUGUCUAAGCAAUUAUUACCAAUAUGAGAAAAGCUGCUUUGAAAAUAAAUAACCAAAUAGUUAUUGUGAUAAUCAGAAAAUUUGUUAGAAAUGUUAAAACAUUACAUGCGAAAAUUGUUUAAAAGAUUUAUAAACAUGCUCUUAAUGUCCUAAAGGAUAUUUCAUCUUAGAAGGACAGUGUUAUUAAUCCUAACCAAGCCAAACGUUUUGCAAUACUUAAAAUGAAUGCUAAAAAUGUAGCAAAAAUAUGA
Molecule: messenger RNA, 369 nt
Organism: Tetrahymena thermophila SB210
Lineage: Eukaryota; Ciliophora; Oligohymenophorea; Hymenostomatida; Tetrahymenidae
Product: transmembrane protein, putative
Exons: 1
Source: RefSeq, a predicted model, not a curated record